Molecule: messenger RNA, 3228 nt
Organism: Homo sapiens (human)
Lineage: Eukaryota; Metazoa; Chordata; Mammalia; Primates; Hominidae
Gene: ADTRP
Product: androgen dependent TFPI regulating protein
Exons: 5
Coding region: 45-557 (170 amino acids)
Cellular component (GO): plasma membrane; membrane
Molecular function (GO): FAHFA hydrolase activity
Source: RefSeq, a predicted model, not a curated record
AGAAAGUACUCAAGACAUUCACGGUGCCCCGGUCAGCACUCGCCAUGACGAAGACUUCUACAUGCAUAUACCACUUCCUUGUUCUGAGCUGGUAUACUUUCCUCAAUUAUUACAUCUCACAGGAAGGAAAAGACGAGGUGAAACCCAAAAUCUUGGCAAAUGGUGCAAGGUGGAAAUAUAUGACGCUGCUUAAUCUGCUCUUGCAGACCAUUUUCUACGGGGUCACCUGCCUGGAUGAUGUGCUGAAAAGAACCAAAGGGGGAAAAGACAUUAAGUUCCUAACUGCCUUCAGAGACCUGCUUUUCACCACUCUGGCUUUUCCUGUAUCCACGUUUGUAUUUUUGGCAUUCUGGAUCCUCUUUCUCUACAAUCGAGAUCUCAUUUACCCCAAGGUCCUAGAUACUGUCAUCCCCGUGUGGCUGAAUCAUGCAAUGCACACUUUCAUAUUCCCCAUCACAUUGGCUGAAGUCGUCCUCAGGCCUCACUCCUAUCCAUCAAAGAAGACAGGACUCACCUUGCUGGCUGCUGCCAGCAUUGCUUACAUCAGCCGAAGAUGAAAAGCACCUAAGGCCACUGCUGUUAUUGGGGAAAAUUGUAGUGGCUAUAAAAAUGAGUAGUAGAGGCCAGGAGGUUGGUUUGUCAGUACCUGGGCGGGUGUCCCCAUGAUGCAGGUAAUUAGGAUGUUGGAGAAAGAAAUGCCACAGGAUGGGAGCCAGGUACAAGUGCAUCGUUAUCCAUUCAGUGGUUCACCAGCGCCAGGCACUGUGCUAAAAUAUGGAGGAUACAGUGAAGUUCAGGAAACCUGCUACCUUUAGAGGCUGUCCGGGAAAGAGGAGCAUAACAGACAGUGGGAGACAGGGUGAUAGGACUGUAAUAGGCAUAAGCCCAGGAUGCUAUGGGCACACAGAGAGAUGUGCAGGACUGGCUUCUUAAAGGGAAGCACUGUCUAAGCUGAGGCCCAAGGAAUGAAUAAGAAUAGGUCAAAAGAGACAUGGAAAAGACCUUCAGGCAGAAAAAACAGCAUCUGCAAAGGGCUGGAGGAGCUGAGGGUAUGGCUGAAUUGGAGGACAGGGUAAAGCCAGGUCGUAAAUCCACAUUAGUGCGUUUGGACUUUUAAACCAAGUGCUUUUCUGUAGAAAAGUGUUAUAAUCAGAGGAAUGAAAUGAUGUGGUUUAUGUAAGAAAGCUGAUUAGAAAGAUGAUUCUGGCUGAAGUGUGGACAUUAGACUGAAGAGGAACAAGACAGGUAGACCAGUUGGUGGCAUUGCUGGUAACUCAGGGGAGUUGAUGUUAGCCAACUGAUGAUAACAUCAGUCAAUCCACAAAUAAAAUCAGAGAGUGUGAACAAUGGGAGGUGACUUAGAGAUGACUUAGCAUUGGAAAACUAAAUCUCCAGUAGGGUAGAUGACAUGCCCAUGGUCAUAUGGCAGAGGUGGGGUAGAGAUGCAAAGCUGGUACUUGAGCCAACUAAAACUGAGGUCUCCUCUCUCCAAAUCCAGUUGUCUUUCCACUGUGUUUACAUGGCCAGGUAUUUGUUCAAUUCCCAGUGUGUGCAAAACCAUUCAGCUAAAUGCUGGAUGGAUGGGCAUGCACAAAGCUUGACCUAGCUCUGCACUUUGAAAUCUUUCACGUGUUGUUCCCAGCUCUAUGUGCUUGGAUUAGACAUUAAAGUACUGGUAAUGAAGGGAGUGGAGGGAAGGGAUGGAGACCUGUCACCAGCAGGAACGUGACUGGGUGAGCCCCAGUGCCCAGUGGGGAGCUGAGGUGGUUUGGGAUUUCGUCCUUCAUGAAAAAUGCUAAGUUGGUAUUUGGUCCACUAAGCCCCAUUUUUGCUAGAACAAAUCAAAUAUAGACACUUAAAGGAGGGUGUUUGAUGUGAUCCUGUUGAUGGAAGCAUCUCUAUUUCUGCUCACGCCCUGGUUAGAGGAGCUCAGACUCUUUGGUGCCUGCCAACCCCACCCUUACGCAGUUUCCAGGGCCCCUGGCUCCUCACAGCCACAGAUGGCCAUGAAGUUCUACAAACUGCAGACACCCAUGGAGACGUUUUAGGGAAGUGGCUAUGGGCCCACUGUCAGAUGUGCCAGUUUGGACAGUCAAAUGGGGAAAUGGCAUAACACGAAUGAGGUAAAGAGCAUGGGCUCGGGCCAGAGGGAGCGUGAGAAACGAACAUGAGUCAGGAAAACGGCACUGAAGCUGAGCUGGAGAAGCAUUUCACCGCCGAAACCAUGUUCAAAUGACCUAAAAAUAGUUCCUGAGACCGUGGGGACCGCCUUACAUGUGGUGGUUGCUUUUAGUUAUUUUUCAGAUUGCAAAAUUGAAGAGCUCUCCCCUAAGUGGGAAAAUAAAGCUUUGCAAAAUAGUAAUGACUGCAAAGCUUUCAUUUCCUUUGGAAAGCAUUAGUCACCUUUAAAUAUGGUAGCUCACUUAUUUCUCCCUUCUCUCCUACCCCAAAACACCUCACCUAGUUCUCCCUGAGGCAGUGGUGAGGAGCAAAAAAAUAGAAAUGUUCCUUCUGCUGGUUUUUAUUCUUUCUUUUAUUGAAUAAAUAUUUUCCCUAACACAUGGUUGGUCCUGCCCAGAAAAGCAAUGUUAUAUCAGGCCAAGCUUCAGCCUGCAGGGGGUUUAUCCUUAAUAAGUGGAGAUGACCCAUGCAUACAAAUUAUAAGUGCAGAAGAUGGAAAGUGGUAAAACCUCAUAAAAAAAACACAAGGAGCCACAGAAAAGGAAGAGUUUGCAUCCAGCUGAGCGGUGUGGGAAGGGCACUGUGGAAGGCAUGCAUUGGAUCUGAGCCCUGAAGGACCGGCAGGAUUGGAGCUAGAAAAAAUGAGAGAAGGUAAACAAAAGGAGCACAGUCCCAAGGCCAGGAGAGUGCAGAAAGCGUGAGAGCAAGGGUCAGUAAUUCUCUUUGCUGGACCUGUUUGUGAAAGAGACUAAUGAGAAAUAUCCCUGGAACUACCCACUCAUGAAGGCUUGCAGAUGGCAGACUAGAGGAUGUUGGACAUAGUAUAGAAAAUGGGAGCAUUUGUUGUUGCUGUUGUUUGUUUGUUUGUUUGGAGUGGAAGCAAGGGUGAGCAGUAUUUGUAACUUGGCCAGCAAAUUAUGCUUUAAAAUGUCAUUCUUGACAAUAGUGCUUCAAAUAAGUUGGAGUGACAAGAGAUGGGAAACAAAAUAAAAUAUAAACCAAUAUAAAAAUAAAAACUAGCCAGCACAUUAUGUACUUUGAUCACAA